UUCAGAGGGAGUUCUAGUUCUAAGUUCUAUGUUCAGAUUAGAAUCUUUGCAUAAUAUAUAGUUGAGUAAGUUACUUAUUUGCAUGCAGAAGAAACAAGAGGUGAUUUUGAUAUACACAGAUAGAUAGAUGAUGUUUUGGGGAUGCAACCAAUGAUUAUGUUUCCCGGUCUGAAUAAAGAGGAGGAGAUGUAUACUAUGGUUGAGGCUUUGACUCAUGUUGUUCGUGGAGAAAUACCUCAAGAAGCUGCUGAUGUUGCUGUGACAUCUAACAUGGCUUCUGUGUCUGCAACACCAUCUACGUCCUCUUCAUCUUAUGGACUCAAUUCUAAUCUCAAAAGAAGUAGGGAAGAUGAUAUACCCUUUCUUGCUUCAUCCUCUGCUGCUAUUCCACCAAUUUCAGAGCUUGCAAUCAACGGGAAAACAAGAAGCGAAAGAAGCGAAAUGGGAGAUGAUGCAAUAGUGUACGAAUACAGAACAGAUCUAAAGAAGAAUGAUGAGGAGAAGAGGAAGAACAAUGAAGGGAAGAGAAAAUACAGAGGAGUGAGGCAGAGGCCAUGGGGGAAGUGGGCUGCAGAGAUCCGAGAUCCAUUCAAAGCAGCAAGAGUGUGGUUAGGAACCUUCAACACUGCAGAGGCUGCUGCCAUUGCUUACGACCAAGCCUCUCUCCGCUUCAGAGGCAACAAAGCCAAACUCAACUUCCCUGAAAAUGUUAGGGUGAAGCAACCACCACCACCAACAGCUUUCACCAUUUCUCAUACUGCUUCUUCUUCUUCUUCUGGUGCAUAUGUGCCCCUUCCACCUUCCACUGUGGAGGCUUCACCACCCAAGUUUUAUGACUUCUCCUCAGAGUUUUCAGACUUCCCCAUCAGUUUAUAUGAUCAGAUGUUUGUGUCGUCUGCAAUGGUUUCUCAUAUUCAAGCUUCUUCGGCUUCAUCGCCAGCGGCAUCGAAUUCUUCCUCUUCUUCAGUGUUUGCUUAUUCUGUAACUUCUGCUCCACAGGCAACUCCAAUUCCUUCUGUUUAUUCUGCUAAGCUGCCGCCAUGGUCUUCUUCUGAGAGAGGGUCCAAGGGUUGACCGAAGAUGCAGUGGUUGACUAUGUAAGAUCAGCGUACGUCACGCAACACGCAAGCAUAAAAAAUUACUGGAAUAAGACAUUUCUCGAUUACGGAACGACUCACAAAAACAAAUCUCAAAAGGUUGGAUAGGUUUCCAACAAAGAAACGAAUUAAUAAAUUUCUCAAUCAAAUUUCUACAUCCGUCUGAAACAAGUAACAUUAUUUUAUUUAAUUCUUUGUUAUUCUUGCUUGCAAGCAUUCCUUCGCAGUCAUCGUCCUUAAAACUACAAAACCAAAAGCACAUCUAAGUUACACGUUCGCAAUUAAUUUUAUUUGUAUUGGAAAUAAAUAAGGAAAUACAUAAUAUUGCCAGUGGCGUAGGCCAACAGUCAACAGCCAACAGGGAAGGCAUAUUGUCGAGGGUUAUAUAGGGAUCGGAUGUAGUCAUGUCUGUUUUUUUUAUUAACAUCAUUUUAUUGUUAA
Messenger RNA from Arachis duranensis, 1538 nucleotides. Its product is annotated as ethylene-responsive transcription factor ABR1. The transcript is spliced from 3 exons. The coding region runs from base 142 to 1074 and encodes 310 amino acids. Gene Ontology annotation, biological process: regulation of DNA-templated transcription; ethylene-activated signaling pathway. Gene Ontology annotation, molecular function: DNA-binding transcription factor activity; DNA binding. The record is from RefSeq and is a predicted model, not a curated record. NCBI's taxonomy places the organism in Eukaryota, Viridiplantae, Streptophyta, Magnoliopsida, Fabales, Fabaceae.